CGUAAACAAACUUAAUUUUAAAAAUGUUUACACUUUGCAAAAAACGAACUAUUUCUCAUAAUUGACCUAAUCUUUCCUUCGCAGAGGUCAAAUUUGACAGCUGAAUGUUUUCUUGCGCGCAGUGUCGAGUUCUGGCCCAUACGUUUUGCCACUUUUCCAGAUAGAAUUAACUCAAUCAAAAGCGUUUUACAUUCACCAUGAUUGAUAUAAAGCAAAAUAUAACGGAUAAAAACUACGAUAAAGUGUUAGAAACACUUAACUUAUUGGAUAUAAGCGAUACUGAUGUAGACACGUUCCGCAGAGAAGUCUCUAUUUUAAUAGAAAGUUUCUACGAUUGCCACGAUUCGGACGACGAAGCCGCGAAUCGCAUUGCCAUCAAGUGCUUAAAUUUGCUGAAGCGAGCCUGUGCCCGGGGAGAAUCGUUUCAGAAUGCCAUCGUUGCUCGUGUAGAAUUCCUGGAACGUGUUCGGGACAUUUUGGAGAACGAGAAAGGCACUAUACCGGAAAACGUUCGUACAAACUGCCUACAGCUGCUGGCCAAUCUCUGUGUACAGAACAUGUGCAACCAGGAACGUAUCAUUACGUUCAUGAAUACGUUUUUGCUCAAAAAUGUUUCCUCCAAUGGAGGGUACUCAAAUGCUUCGGCCAUGAUAUUAUACAACGGGUUCCUUUAUAAGGCUGUGAGCUUAAACUUGGUGGAUAUUUUGAACCGCCUGCUCGAAAACGUUGAAGCCAACCGUUUGGCACAAUCCGACGUGCCGGAAUUCGUUGCCAUAUUCUUGGAGUAUCUUAUUGUCGAAAGCAACGAGAUGGUCCGGGUGUUGGAAAAGAUUGAUGCAAGCAAAAAGUUGCUGCUUUAUCGAUAUCUAAUCGAGUACUUACGACAAGAGGACAGACGAGUUCACCCGAUCCAUCCGGAUGUGUUCAAACAUUUGCUCGCCGAGUUUAAGAAAAAAUCGGAUAUGAUACUCAAAACCGAUAACGUGCAGCUCGAUGCUCAGGACACGGAGGAAGCGUUCACGCUGCUAGUUUUAAUUGCCGAUUCCUCGUGUGUGGAACCGUAUGGAUCGUUUCUGCGUCACGAUGGAGGGUUAUUUUUAAACCUCGGAUGCCUUUUGCGACAAAUGCAGCUACUCAGCAAAUCGGAGAUAAAGAACAUGUUCACGCCGGUGCAGAAAAUAGAAGAAAUUCUGAAAAUUAAGCAAGGAGAGAGUGAAUUGGACAUUGAGACGAAAAUUUCUUACUCCUUAAGGUCUUCGGUUGUAAAAGCAUUAGCGAAUUUGGCGUAUAAAUCAAAGAAAAAUCAAAAGCUUGCCCAUGAAAUGGAAAUUAUAGCAGCGAUUCUGGAGUGCACCAAUCUAGACGCUCGUAAUCCACUGAUUAAGGAAUGGAGCAUUCUGGCCAUCCACAAUCUGUGUGAUGAUAAUGUGGAAAAUCAGCAAUUCAUAGCGGGAUUGAAGAAGCUGGGAGACGCAGAAAACUCGCUAAUCACGGAGUACAAAGCUGGAACGAUUCGGAUCAGCGAUGGAUCACUGUCAAACAGUGGGGAUGCCAAAGGCGGUUCGUCAUAGAGCUAUUUUUGUAUCAUUUAUUUGCUACUCGUCGUUGACUAAGACCGGGGGAACAGUUUGGUAGGAAACUGUUCGUAAAACAGUUGAGCAUUUGGCUUACUGAUAGGCUUUGGUGAUGAUCUGAAAUAGAGAAACAUAUAUCCAUGUACGACACGUACAUACGUUAACCAUUGACCAAUAAAAUCGACGAGCGUUACUAGC
Molecule: messenger RNA, 1772 nt
Organism: Anopheles moucheti
Lineage: Eukaryota; Metazoa; Arthropoda; Insecta; Diptera; Culicidae
Product: ataxin-10
Exons: 5
Coding region: 198-1571 (457 amino acids)
Biological process (GO): neuron projection development
Cellular component (GO): cytosol
Source: RefSeq, a predicted model, not a curated record